Messenger RNA from Salvia miltiorrhiza (redroot sage), 756 nucleotides. RefSeq lists its product as uncharacterized. The record is from RefSeq and is a predicted model, not a curated record. Lineage: Eukaryota; Viridiplantae; Streptophyta; Magnoliopsida; Lamiales; Lamiaceae. The transcript has a single exon. Bases 1 to 756 code for a protein of 251 amino acids.
AUGGGGGAAUGGGUUGAUGGAGUGUGGGUGUGGAAGUUAGAGUGGAAUCGGGAGAUUCGAGACAGAGAUGCACAUCAUAUUAAUAACCUUCAAGUUUUUCUUGAUGAUUAUUCUGUAAAAGUUGGCGAAGCAGAUGGCUGGAAAUGGAAGCUUACUUCAAAUGGAAUUUUCAAUGUCAACUCCGCUUACAAAGCGAUCUGCCAUCACUCCUGCUCAAACACCCAACAAAUUUAUAUUCCAGAGUGUAGUAGUAUUUGGAAAUCAGCAGCCCCUUACAAGGCGAAGGUUACAGCCUGGAGAAUCCUGAUGGGUAGGAUGCCUACUUGUGAUAAUUUGAUCAGAAGACAGAUCGAAAUUCCUGCGCCGGAAGCUGUCUGUGUGUUCUGUCAAAACCAGGUGGAAACCUGUAACCAUCUGCUUUUCUCCUGCAACAAAUCCGCCGAAAUCUGGUACGACGUUAUCUUUUGGCUUGGUAAAAAAUCAGUUUUUCAUUGCUCUGCUCGGGAACAUUUCACGGCUUUCAUGAACAUUGGAGAUAAGGGGGAUGGUUAUUUUCUGAGAAGUGUUUGGCUCUGCAUUGUUUGGUGCAUUUGGAAGUGUCGAAACGAAUGCAAAUUCAACCAGGGUCAAUGGAACAAAGACAAAAUGAUCCGAGAGAUUAAGACGAGGCUAUGGACUUGGAAGACGGCUUACAACCUGAAAAACUCUACUGGCGAUUUCAGAUCUUGGUUUUCAGGUUUUGGUAUUCUUGGAUAA